This is a messenger RNA of Panicum hallii, 2040 nucleotides long. Its product is annotated as putrescine hydroxycinnamoyltransferase-like. Lineage: Eukaryota; Viridiplantae; Streptophyta; Magnoliopsida; Poales; Poaceae. Bases 444 to 1757 code for a protein of 437 amino acids. Gene Ontology annotation, molecular function: acyltransferase activity, transferring groups other than amino-acyl groups. The record is from RefSeq and is a predicted model, not a curated record. The transcript has a single exon.
ACCCAAUGGACGUCGCCGAACGGGUCUCCUCCACCGAUCGGCAUGAUGGCAUCCAUCCCGGCCGGGGUUUAGGCGACAGUAACACGAAACGGUGAGGCGCGCUGGUCGCCGACGUCGAUCUGUUGCCCGUUCGCCGCCGGCUCACACCCCCACCUACUCCCGCGCGCGCGCUGCUUAUUUAUAGCGCGCGCCGCCGAGGUGGGCAGGGCAAGGCGGCGCGUGCUGGGCGAGCAACAGAGCAGAGCUGGGCAGCUGCAACCAGACAGCAAAAAGCCCUGCAUGUUCUAGUGCGUGCCUUACUCUACCUAGCGUCUAGAUAUCACACGAGCGUCUUGGAGUUUUCACUUCGAUCACUCCUCGAUUGUCGGAGGCGAGUGAUCGAGCACGCGAGCAAACGGUAGUGGUGGAGGUCGCCAACCGAUCGAUCUCGCCAUUUAGCUAGCAUGGAGGUGAAGGUGCUGAGCUCCAAGCUCGUGAGGCCGUCGUACCCGGCGGGCGCGCCGCGGCCGGACACCACGGAGCACGUGCCGUCGUCGGUGUUCGACAAGGCCACGUACCACAUCCAGAUGGCCAUCAUCUACGCGUUCGCGCCGCCGGGGCCCUCCGCGGCCGACAUCGAGCGCGGCCUCGCCGCGGUGCUGGGCGUGUACCGCCUCUUCGCGGGGCAGGUCCGUGCGGGCCCCGACGGCGGCCCCGGGGUGCUGCUCAACGACCACGGCGCGCGCCUCGUGGAGGCAUCCGUCGACGCGCACCUCGCCGACAUCGCGCCGACGAAGCCGUCCCCCGCCGUGCUGCAGCUGCACCCGGACCUGGAGGGCGAGAUCGAGGAGGUGGUGCAGGUGCAGCUCACGCGGUUCGCGUGCGGCUCCCUCGCCGUGGGCUUCACCGCCAACCACGCCGUGGCGGACGGCCACGCCACCAGCGACUUCCUCGUCGCGUGGGGACGCGCCGCGCGCGGGCUCCCCGUCGGCCCGCCGCCGCCGGUGCACCACCCGGACCUCUUCCCGCCGCGGGACCCGCCGCGCGUCGAGUUCGAGCACCGCGGUGUCGAGUACUACCGCCCCGCCCAACCCGCGGCGGCGGGCCACGGCCACGGCGAGGCCCAGCACAACAACAUCGUGAUCCACAAGGCGCACUUCACCAAGGACUUCGUGGCGGGGCUCCGCGCCAAGGCGUCGGAGGGCCGCGGCCGCCCGUUCAGCCGGUUCGAGACGAUCCUCGCCCAUGUGUGGCGUACCAUGACGCGGGCGCGGGGGCUCGGCAACCCGCUGCAGACCUCGACGAUCCGCAUCUCCGUGGACGGGCGGCCGCGCCUCGCCGCGCCGGCGGGCUACUUCGGCAACCUGGUGCUGUGGGCGUUCCCGCGCGCCACGGUGGGGGACCUCCUGAACCGGCCGCUGAAGCACGCGGCGCAGGCGAUCCACGACGCUGUGGCGCGGGUGGACGGCGCCUACUUCCGGUCGUUCGUGGACUUCGCGAGCUCCGGGGCGGUGGAGAAGGAGGGGCUGGAGCCGACGGCGGUGCUCAAGGACGUGCUGUGCCCGGACCUGGAGGUGGACAGCUGGCUGACUUUCCCGUUCUACGAGCUGGACUUCGGCGGCGGGAGCCCGGGCUACUUCAUGCCGUCCUACUUCCCGACGGAGGGGAUGCUGUUCCUGGUGCCGUCGUACCUGGGCGACGGCAGCGUCGACGCCUUCGUGCCGGUGUUCGAGCACAACCUCGAGGCCUUCAAGCAGUGCUGCUACUCCAUGGAGUAGCUAGCUAGCUCUCACCUAGUGCAUGGCAUGCCGAUGAGGGGAUGAGCACUAGAACUGAGCGAGCUCCCUAAUUAUACUGCUUUUGAAUGCAUGCAAGCGCUGAUUAUUGUCACUAUACACCGUAUUUCCAUUCCCGUACGCAGCGUACAUAUGCACAAUGUAACAAGUAUAUAUACUGCUAGGUUAGUAGUUGUGGGUGGCUUUUAAUUUCCUGGGUUUUGUAAAACCUAAGUUAUCACGCUCUUUUUUCUUCUUCUUUUUUAUCAGGAACAUUUUGUGAUCA